Messenger RNA from Didymodactylos carnosus, 1758 nucleotides. NCBI's taxonomy places the organism in Eukaryota, Metazoa, Rotifera, Eurotatoria, Philodinida, Philodinidae. The record is from the annotation of a GenBank genome assembly.
AUGAAUUUAAUUUGGUACUGUAAUCGAGGUAUUUUGAUAGAAACUCAUAAUAUAUCUGAUUUUAAAUGUUUUUGUCCACCAACUUAUUAUGGUGAUCGUUGUCAAUAUCAAAGUGAACGUUUAACAUUAUAUAUGCAAAUUCAAACAUCAUCAUCUUCAUUUAAUCGUUCAAGUGUAUUUCGAUUUAUUAUUUAUCUCUUUAAUGAUAGAAAAAAUUCCAUUAUAAUUGAAGAACAAAUUGUUUGUAGUUCAUAUUAUCAGUCAUCAUAUCGUCAUGUUAUAUAUUUAUUAUAUCCACGAUCAAAAUUAAUUUAUAAAACUAAUUAUUUUGUACAAAUCAGUUCAUAUUUAAUAUCAUAUUCUAAUGUAAAAUUUAUAUCAUCAUGGUAUUACAAUGUAUUAUUUUCAUUUUUACCUGUCAAUAGACUUGCAAUUAAUUUAAUAUUAGAUAAUAAACUAAUUAAACAUAAAUAUUGUUCAAAACAACAAAAUAAGUGUAUACAUGGUAUAUGUAUAGUCUAUUCAAAUUCUCAAACACAUUCGUAUUGUUUAUGUAAUGAAAAUUGGACAGGUUCUUUGUGUAAUAUACGAUUGAAUUGUUCAAAAUUUAAUUGUUCUGAAGGUUCUAAAUGCAAUAAUAAUGGAAAAUGUAUUUGUCAAUCAGGAAAAUUUGGUAAUGAAUGUUAUGAUACAUUUGAUCGGUGUAAAGAUAAUAAUAAAAAUAAAUAUUUACCUGCACUACUUAUUCAUGUUCAAUUAUAUUUUAAUAAUUUAAUUUAUUCAUAUUAUUUAGCUGCAUUACUUAAACAAGAUAAUAUCCAAAUACUUAAUACAACAAUUUCAUCAUUAAAUUAUUGUCCAAAUGUCAAUGAUUUAUUAAAUAAAACAAUAGUUAAAUAUUCGCCAUUAAAACGUGUUAAAUAUUAUCAUUAUGUAUGUAAGACAAAUAAUACUAAUAUAAAAUGUUUUUAUGAUGAAUCAUAUAUGUGUUUAUGUGAUAAUGAUAAACUUCCUGAUUGUUACAUAUUUAGUCAUAGUAUAAAUAAUUGUUAUGAAGAUAAUUAUUGUCAAAAUCAAGCACAAUGUAUUCAAAAUAUACAAUAUGGUGAACAUGAUUUUGUUUGUGUAUGUCAAGAAUGUGGUUAUGUUGUCGUACUAUUGAAAUAUUUACCAGUCAUAUUUUAUUGGUUAACAGCUUGUAUAGCUCUAGAACGAGCAGUUACGAUUGUUAAAGGAGCCACAAUGAAUAAAAACUUAAGUAUUAAAAUGGCUAAGAUACUAAUUUUCUUGGCAAUUAUGAUUUCAUUAAGUUAUAUUUAUGAUCCAUUUAAUCGUCAAUUAAUUGAAGAUCCACGUUUAGAUGGACACGCUACUAAAUACGAUCAAAAAGUUCUAGAAGGUGAAUGGCCAUGGAGGUCGCUAUUCGAUUUAGUUCUAUCUCCUGAUGACGAAUAUCUGAUUAGUUUUACUAGAAAACAUUUUCGAAGUCAAAAAGUCCCACUUUUCAACCUUUUUUGUCAUAAUUUGGGUGUCGUAUCUCGACAGGAAAAACAAUACGAUCUAGCAUUAGAACAUUUUGAUCGAAGUAAUGAGAUAAAACAGAAAUACUUACCGAGCGAUCAUCCACAUCAGGCUACUACUAUCAACAAUAUCGGUUAUAUCUAUCGCUGUCAAGGACUGUAUCAACAAUCAUUGAAACAACAUGAAAAAGCAGUGGAAAUACGACUGAAAUAUUUACCUGAACAACAUCCAUCCUGA